AAUUCCCAUGGCUGGAGGCACAAGAUCAGCGUUGCAGAGACCAAAUAAUGCAAGCUGAUCAGCUGACGGAAGAGCAGAUUGCCGAAUUCAAGGAAGCUUUCUCCCUAUUUGACAAAGAUGGUGAUGGCACUAUCACAACCAAGGAACUUGGAACCGUCAUGAGGUCGUUGGGUCAGAACCCAACAGAAGCUGAAUUGCAGGAUAUGAUCAACGAGGUGGAUGCUGAUGGUAAUGGCACCAUUGACUUCCCAGAAUUUCUGACUAUGAUGGCUAGAAAAAUGAAAGACACCGACAGCGAAGAAGAAAUCCGCGAGGCGUUCCGAGUCUUUGACAAGGAUGGCAAUGGGUACAUCAGCGCCGCAGAGCUGCGCCACGUCAUGACAAACCUGGGGGAGAAGCUGACCGACGAGGAAGUGGACGAGAUGAUCAGAGAGGCGGACAUCGAUGGAGACGGGCAGGUCAACUACGAAGAAUUCGUACAGAUGAUGACUGCAAAAUGAAGACCUACUUUCAACUCCUCCCCCCCCCCUAGAAGAAUCAAAUUGAAUCUUUUACUUACCUCUUGCAAAAAAAAAAAAAAAAUUCAUUUACUCAUUCUGUUUCUAUAUAGCAAAACUGAAUGUCAAAAGUACCUUCUGUCCACACACACAAAAAAUCUGCAUGUAUUGGUUGGUGGUCCUGUCCCCUAAAGAUCAAGCUCCACAUCAGUUUUCCGAUAUAAAUACUUGUCCUACCUUAACAAUAAGGACGCGCUUAGUGGACUCCUGGCAGGUCCAUCUGCUCAUGAUUAAUAACACUGUCUGGGCUGGCCAGUUUUUCAUGCAUGCAGCUUGACAAUUGAACACAGUCAGGCAUUUGUAUUAAAAAUGAAAAAGUGAAAAAAACAAAUUCAAAACCUACUCAAAGGGUUCUAGUUCAAAUUGUUAGCGUACAUUGUCGUAGCUGGUUUACUGAGAAGAGGCGUUUAAGGUUGGUUCACCUCAGGAUGCUGUGUAGGAUAACUGUCCGGGCGUAGCCCCACUGCCGCAGGAUGGGCCUCGUCGUCCCCUGGUGACCGUGACACACCCUGGUGGCACGCCUGUGUGUGUCUGGCGUUGUCUGCAUUGUGCUAGAGCGGAAUGGGUGUCAGGCUAUCACCAUUCAUACAAAUUUUUAAAAAGAAACUUUUACCAAGGGAGCAUCUUUGGACUCUCUGUUUUUAAAACCUUCUGAACCAUGACUUGGAGCCGGCAGAGUAGGCUGUGGCUGUGGACUUCAGCACAACCAUCAACAUUGCUGUUCAAGAAAUUUACAAUUUACGUCCAUUCCAAGUUGUAAAUGCUAGUCUUUUUUUUUUUUUCCAAUAAAAAGACCAUUAACUUAAAGUGGUGUUAAAUGCUUUGUAAAGCUCAGACCUAAACGGGGAUGAGCCAGUCGGAGGGGAGGCCAGUGUACCUUUAAAAAUGCCCACAGCUCAGCAUUAGGUACCCCCCACCCACACAGACAUGCAUCCUAGCACCAACCACUGAGCCCAAGACCUUGCCCAAAACCAAGCAGAUACUGAUGGCUUCAUCUUGUUUACGGACAUGUGGGUCUACUUGUAUUUUCACUGGGGGGAGGGGGGAGUGAAUCAUGGUAACUGAUUAUUCAGGCAGUAGAACUCUUGAAGGAAAAAACAAAAACCACUUUCUCUCAAGCAUGUAUUUAGGGGUUCUUAUCAGUUGUGCUGCUGAUUACCUGUUUUAUGUGACUUUGAGACCAUCUGUGCAAGAGAUGACUUAGUGCGUCUGUAAUUGAAUCCUUGCUGUGUGUGGUAGAAGCAGUGGUCACUUUUCUAAGCCAGUCUCUUCAUGCCUAACGGACACUACCGGUCACCUUUUGAUGCACAAUUUUUAAUUUAUGAUUGUACUUAACUUUAGACUUCUACUUUUUAACUUGACUUGGCUCUUCCCUGCCCCCUGCCCCCAGUAGAACCAAUUCUGACCCCCAGCUUGGAAGUAAAACUCCAGCCCAGAGGGAAUUUUGUAUUUCUUUACGAAACUGUAACUGAAACUAAAGAGAUGCUGGUACUGAUCUUGGCGAUGGGAUUGGUCUGCCUAAAAGUCCCCUAAAAAGCAUAUUGGGUUUAGUGCAGAACUCUUUUUGAAGGCUGAAUGUGCAUUUGUCAGGGUGUUAACUGGUUGCAUCUUACUAGGAGAUUGGGUUUUGAGUGUUCCUGUGUGGGCGGUCUUCCUUUGUCCCGGAACAGCAGCAGGCUGCUAGCGAGGCGGUGGGAUGCGCUCUGCCGCCUAUCGGGUGCCUUCAGGGUUGGUUUAUGGAGACCCUGCGCUCCUCCGUCUCCUGCUCCCCGUCUCUCUGGCAUGUUGCAGCUCCUUCGUUUUCCCCGCCAGAGGGGCGGGUCAGAGCCAUGGGGAGGAGCCUGCCCCUUGCUUGGCUGCUGGUCUCUAGGCUGGGUGGUCGGUAGAAGAGAGUUUGGCAUCGUGGGCCAGGCUUGGCUUCGUUAACUCCCUGAAUCUGGAAAGAGCAUCUCAGUACCGUGGAGGUUUUCUCCUGGUGAGAUAGGACUGGGGUUUCUGGUUCGAGGAAGUGGGUAACCUGGAUAUUUCUUGCUGGGAGGUCAAGUAGCCAGACUGUUGACCCAUUGUCAGGCCUGUGGCCAGUGACUUCUUGGUAGCUUUAAAAAGGGUUAAGGACAAUUUGGCUUGUUUUUCAGGAACUUUGCCUUCUAUCUUAACCCUUUCACCAUGUCUUUUUUCUAGAAGCUGAGUGGACUCCAUGUUGGUCCUGUAGCCUUUCCUAAAAGACCACCCUUGUAGCCAGAUUCUUAGUGGCCAGGAUCCUGUUUAGGAACCAGAAACGUACCCCCAGGGGGUGCUGAGUCCAGUUUGGCCUCGAGGGGAAGCUUGGUCCACUGGAGCCUUUCUGGCCUUGGAGGGGACGACCAGCCCCCAAGGGUCAGGUGUCUGCAGUCCACGGGGGUUUGUGAGGAGGUGAGCUGGGCGAGGGGGGCACAACUCUGAAACUCGGCCAGACUUCCUGUAAACUCUGGCCCCACUUCUAACUGCUCUAUAAAUACAUAUACAUAUAUUUAUAUACAUAUAGAGUGACUAGUUUAACUGGCAUCCGCUUGAGCCUGAGACUUGCCAUAGAAAACGGCUGAGCCCUUGGCGCACACGCUCAUGGUUGCGUUCUCCAUCUGUUCGGGGUAGGUGUUGAGCAGCCGUGUCUGGAUGUUUCAGAUGGGCUUCUGAUGCACUGCUGCCAAGGAAGGCUUUUUUUUUUCCUGGUUUUUUGACAAACGAAUUUUUUGCACACUUUAAAUUGGUGACUUUCGGCAACUUUCAAACACUGAAAACUAGCUACUGUACAUAUUUUUAUAUCCUCUUUAUAAACGCAUGUCUGACUGUACUCGUGACCACGUCGUCACGCAGGGCUGUCCAGUCGGCCUGGCGCGCCUUGGGCCGUUGGAGAAGCAGUGUGACUAGCGGCCCCUCAGCAGUCCUGGGAACUUCCUCCUGAACAAAGAAUGUAAAUUUGGUCAAGUCUGCUCCUGGUUCAGUCACUUUCAACAUUUGAAGUAAUUACUGUAUAUCCUGAAGACACCUAUCCUUUGGGCAGUGACUAGAUUUCCACGAAUGUGUCUUACUCUAUCCUUCAGCUGGCGGUUACUCUUAGCUCUUACUGAUCCCUUGAAGUUGUUCUGCAGGAGACAGAAGUUCUCUGCUGUCUGUAUCCCUCUGAGGAAGAAGGUAGUGGCGGUGGAGUGUGUGUUCUUUCUCCAAAUUCAUGAUGAUGUUUGUUAAACACGUCUGUAGCCAAGAUGGUGGUAGUUCUCUUGUUACGGAAGUCACCCUGCAUCGUGGCGAUUUGCGAAGGAGAUGUGCUUGAAUGUUUCUGUAAAUCUUUUUGAGAUAAACUGUUUGGGGAUUUAACCACCUCUCUGAUGGGGGACCAACUCUAUGGAAAUUGUAAAUAAGUUUUAUUUAUAAACCUGGCACUGUAUUCAAUAAACAUUUCUGCAGCCUUUCAUCUCUAA
This is a messenger RNA of Odocoileus virginianus texanus, 4015 nucleotides long. It is a transcript of the gene CALM1, whose product is annotated as calmodulin 1. NCBI's taxonomy places the organism in Eukaryota, Metazoa, Chordata, Mammalia, Artiodactyla, Cervidae. The record is from RefSeq and is a predicted model, not a curated record. Gene Ontology annotation, molecular function: enzyme regulator activity; calcium ion binding.